UUUUGGUAUAUGUGGGGGAGGAGGCAGAGAGAAUGGUUAUUUAUCCAUUCAUUUGGGUCUGGUGAAACUAUCAACCUAGAAAAAUAUAGUAGCACAAAGCAAAGUAUCUUCCUAUUAUUAUUAAUAAUUAGUGUCUUAUUUCUGAGUGGAAGGGAGGAAUCUCCUAGAGGUGAAACCUUACCCCUUUUCUGAAAACCUCUUUGCCCUGUAUUUGGUGUAGCGCACGUUUAUUGGACACUGACUCUGUGUACUAAGAGUGAAGGGCGUUUCAGGGGUGUGUGAGGCACAGCGGGUCCUCACACCAGGUGGGCUGGGUGGGGAGGACACGGAGCUGUGGCUUUAGAGCAAGUGUGAACCCAGCCCCUGCCACUGAGGCUCUGUGUGACCCAACUGAGGUUCUCGACACUUCCAAGCCUCGUUCUCCCACAGAUAAAAGGGGGAUAAUUGUGCCUUCAGGACAGGACAGUUAUGAGGAUGAAAUACAAAGAUGGUGCCAGUACAGUGCCCGGCUCGUGCAAGUGUCCAGCACAUGGCAGCUAACAGUUGUUGGGGUUUUAUUGGUUUUUGGGCAUCACCUUUGAGGUGUGGAGAGUGAGCUGCACAUGGGAAGCCUUGGGGAGCUGGGAGGUGGUAACAGGCCAGAUGUGGGGGAAGAGGCUUUGCUUCUCAGCUUGAACAUUUUUCCAUUUUCAGCCCUUGUCGUCCCCUUCCAAUCCCUGGCCACCUAUCUCUCUUCUCCCUCCACGUUUCUGGGACUCUGAUUGUGAGACAGCAGGGACCCCUUCCCUCCCAUUCAGGGGUGUCUUGCACAUAAGACACCCCAGGUAUUUACAGGAGUGGGCUCUUUGCUUAGAAGAGCCACCGAGAAGUUUGCAUACCUGGAACGAGGGAGCAGGUAGUGGCUGUUUCACUCAUCCCCACCCAAGUGACCCCCGUUUUGAUUGUGUUUUUCCACCAGCCGUCUUUUUCACAUAGAGUCUAUUAAUCUUCAUCUCAGUUGUCAUAAAAGUAAUAGCUGAUAUUUAUUAAGCACUUGUUAUGUGCCAGGCACUGCAGUCCUGCCUUCUUAAUAACAGAGGUCAGAUAACACAUCAUCAGUUCCUUUAUGCAGAAGUAUCUCAAAGCCCUCGCUGGCGGUCUGCUUAUUUCAAGUGGUAUUAAAAAUUAAAAUUCUAGUGGGCAUUGAACGUGUUCCCUCGAGUGCUUGAGCUCGUGUUUUCUUUUCUGUUAAAUUGAAUUACCUUGAGGAUGUUACAGCUCCUUCACUGUGUGUUCAGUUCAUUCUGGUACCUCCUUUUUGCUUUAGAAACGCUGUCCAAAAUAUAAGUGGUAUUUUUCCCUUUCCUUUCACAUUAGUUCAUAUAUGCACAUACAUUUCUGUUCAUAUAUAUAUUAUAUAUAUUUAAUGUAAAAGAUACUGUGAAACAUAGCUGAACUAGGACUUUUUCCUACUAGAUGUCCAAUAGCCAUACCUCGUGAUAAAGUAAUGCUAACUUUCCUUCUUUAGGUUAUAUUUGCAUAUUAUUUAGGGUAAUCGUGGUAACCUGUUGUUGCUUAACGAAAAUGGCAAGUGGAGUCAUUUGGGCCGUUCUGAACCUACUCACCUCGUCAGGACUCAACUAAGCAACCUGAACAGUCAUUUCUAAAGUCCUGAAAUUGAAUUGAGUGCUGGAAUUCUAUUCUGUUUGACGAGUCUCUCUGGCAGACCUUAGACCUCACAGGUAAAAACCUGCACCCAGACGUGAUUGGGCGCCUGCUGUCUCGAGGGGUAGUUGCCUUCUGCUGCCCACGAUCAUUUGUGGACUCACCAUUAGUUGAACAUUUCAGCCCUUUUCGUGUACAGCACAUGGACCUGUCAAACUCGGUCAUCGAUGUGUCUACCCUCCAUGACAUCCUGUCUCUGUGCUCCAGGCUGCAGAAUCUAAGCCUGGAAGGCCUACAGCUGUCGGAUCCCACUGUCAAUAAUCUUGCGCAGAACUCAAAUUUAGUGCGACUGAACCUCUCUGGGUGUUCUGGAUUCUCUGAAUCGGCCCUGAAGACUUUACUGAGCAGCUGUUCCAGAUUGGAUGAGCUGAACCUCUCCUGGUGCUUUGACUUCACUGAAAAACACGUGCAGGUGGCUGUGGCGCACGUGUCAGAGACUAUCACCCAGCUGAAUCUCAGCGGCUACCGGAAGAAUCUGCAGAGAGCAGAUGUCUCUACCUUAGUUGGAAGAUGCCCCAACCUCGUCCAUCUAGACUUAAGCGAUAGUAUCAUGCUAAAGCAUGACUGCUUUCCGGAAUUUUUCCAGCUUAACUACCUCCAACACCUAUCACUCAGUCGAUGCUACGAUAUAAUACCUGAAACUUUACUUGAACUUGGAGAAAUUCCCACACUGAAAACGCUACAAGUUUUUGGAAUCGUGCCAGACGGUACCCUUCAACUGUUAAAGGAAGCCCUUCCUCAUCUACAGAUCAAUUGUUCCCAUUUUACCACCAUUGCCAGGCCUACCGUUGGCAACAAGAACCACCCGGAGAUAUGGGGCAUCAAAUGCCAACUGACAUUGCAAAAGCCCACCUGUCUAUGAAGUAUUUAUUGCAGGAUGAUGUCUCCUUUUUUUUUUUUCUUUUGGACAGGGAAAAUAGGCAGGAAGCCCAAUUGCCAGAGUACUCAGCUAUCUUUAUUCUUGGUUUUCCCGUUGCCUUCAUCCUGCAAGUAUAUUCAAGAACUAUUUGAGAGAAAACAAUGAAGUGUGUUCUUGCUUUUUAUAAAUGACUAUAAAAGCUUCUGUCACUGCUAUGCCCUUACAAGCCUAAGUGUAGAACUUAACGAAAUUUUAGGAAAGUGAGCCUGUGAUUUCAAGCAAUUUUGAAGAGCAAAAUUUGCGCCAUCUCUUUCAGUGCCCUUAUUAAAUGUUUAGAAUCAAGCUUAAGUAUCACCAGCAAAUCAUUUUCAUGAUUCUAUAUGGUAACUUAACUUUCCUAUUGAAUUUUCUAGUAUUGCUUUAUAAGACGUAGAUGGGAAGGAUAAUAAGCUAUCUGUAUUGUGUGAGCAAGAAUCCUAGGAUACUAGAGUUGAGGCAAUCUCUUCUGAGGAUAAAAAAAGAAAAAUGCACAUUUCAACCUUGCCUUUAGACUUGCAGUUAGGCUCUUGGAAGUAAAUAGCCCUCAGAAAUCCACCUUAAAACCUAAGUAAAAAACCAGCUAACCAAUCAGCCAGAGGUAUAGAGUUGGCAUAGAAUUUGAAAGCUUGCAAGGCAGCUUUCUAUGACAGGUUAAUCUGAAGUAUCCUCUAAAUCACACUGAUGAAGUAACCUUUGAUGUACUCGUUUCCCAGAACUCUACAUUAGCUGAGGUGAUAUAAUUGUGGUCUUCUAACUGGAUGAUCAAAUGGUGUUAACAUGGGUUCUUGAGCUUUUUAAAUGCCUUGCUUUUUUUUAGAAAGGUGGUAGUAACCAGUCAGUCUCAAUUGUUGAAAUGCUGGAUGGAAAGCUGAACUGAAUGAAGUUGCCUCCCGUUUUCCUUUAUUGCUGAGGUCCUUGAAGUUAUUUUUGUAUUACUCUGGAAUCAAGUACUUUAAAUUGUCCUUUUUUUUAAAGUGUCUCCCACAAUAGUAGCUUGAAUCUACCCAUUUUACAAGGUUCUGGACCUAACGUUCCCUAAGAAGAACUGCAUGUUCCUCUCAAUCACAAAUACAAUAGAAGCAGGUGUGUGUCCCAUAGUUUCAGAGCAGAAAGCACAGCUUGCCCCUGCAGAAAAGUGAACUCAGGUGUUGAACCUUUUGUAGCAUCAGUGGUUUUUUUAAAUGGCACAUAGAAGCAGGCGAGUUCAAUUCUACUUUAAAAAAACAACAACACUAAUUUCUUGUUUAAAUUGAUGACCUCCCCAUAUGAACAAAAUGGAACAGAAAAGCCAAAACUUGCCAUGUCUAUUAACAUUGUAAUCAGAUUUUUGAAAUGUUAGAAACAAUGUUUUGAAGUGCCCUUAUCUGCCUGUACCUAAGAAAGAACAUUUUAAAGUAGCUAUACUGGAAAUGAUUGUUUCAAUUUUGUAGUAGUUAAAAAGUGCUAAAUACUACUUGAACUUAUUGUUUACAGAUUAGUGACAAGGGCUGGGGAUAGGAUCCGGUUGGACUCCGACUUCUGGACGCCCUCAAACAUGCAGUACUUCCAAACUCAAGUCCAGCCAUAAGCUAUUUUGCUAACAUGUCAGAGUAAUCUGUAUUUUUGUAUGUGAUUUCUACUUUUAUAGACUUGUUUUAAAAUAAAACACAUUUUUAUAAAAAUGA
Hipposideros armiger (great roundleaf bat) is the source of this 4266-nucleotide messenger RNA. RefSeq names its product S-phase kinase associated protein 2 (gene SKP2). Gene Ontology annotation, cellular component: SCF ubiquitin ligase complex. Gene Ontology annotation, biological process: SCF-dependent proteasomal ubiquitin-dependent protein catabolic process. The transcript is spliced from 8 exons. The record is from RefSeq and is a predicted model, not a curated record. NCBI's taxonomy places the organism in Eukaryota, Metazoa, Chordata, Mammalia, Chiroptera, Hipposideridae. Gene Ontology annotation, molecular function: protein binding. The coding region runs from base 1847 to 2566 and encodes 239 amino acids.